CAAUAGCCAUAGUCCCGCUAUUGACGUUCUUAAAUAGGAUAAAUAUAACACAAAAAUGUUAAAAUUGUUCUUCCAAUGCAACAUCUAAACUAUCUUAGUCUAAAUCUACAAAUAUAUAAACAAAAUGGCUGAUGAGGACUGGAAUACAUUAAGAAAACCUGAAUUUAUACCAAAUCUAGAACGUAUGCCAAUCCACCAUAAGAUAGGCUCGCACCAAAGACAACACAUUGGAAGAGCAAAAACAAAACGACGACAACAGAGUCCAAAGUCAACCAGACGCCAUCACAAAUACUCCAAUGACCAACGAUUAACCCGUAAAGCUUCAAAAGCUAACUCAGACUUAUGGCUAGACUUUAACGUGGACGCUUCUUUGUCAGAAAGCGAUGAUGAGCAGCAAGAAACUACUCAAGACGGCACAGAAACAAGUGUACUGGUGUACAAUAAUUCCUGUAAGAAGUUUGGGGUCACACCACGUGAUGGAGUUUUGAAACAUUUACUAACAGACAAACUGUCAAUCAACAACGGUAGACUGACACGCCACGACAUCCAACCUUUAGCAUAUUCACUCACGAUGAACAAUACCAUAACUAUAUUAGAUAUUUCUGGAAACAAUCUUGGAGGAGAAGGCUUGAAACAUUUCAGUAGAAUGCUGGAGGAAAACGUGUCGAUAACUGACCUUGAUGUUUCCUAUAACGACCUUGGUUCUAAAGGUGCCAUACUUCUGGAACAGCUGCUCAGUUCCAAAUCACAUCUGAAAUCUCUAAAUGCUGCAGGUAACAGUUUUGGGAAUGACGAAGCCCGAUGCUUUUCAGAAGCUCUAAAGCAAAAUACAAACCUACGUCAGUUAAUAUUAAGUGACAACAAUAUCCAGGAACAAGGAGGGUCGCUGCUUGCGGAGGCUUUAGAGAACAAUGACUAUUUACAAGAUUUAGAUUUAAGCUGGAACCAGUUGAGACUCUGUGGUGCUAUUGCUAUUGGAAACAGUUUGCAGAAUAACGAAUCGUUAAAACAACUGAAUGUGUCCUGGAAUGGUUUUGCAGACUUGGGUUGUGAAGCAGUUGGUAGAGCACUAACAUCAAAUUCUUGCCUUGACACCUUAGAUUUGUCCAGUAAUAGAAUCGGAUAUGAAGGAUGUCAUAAUCUUGCCAAAGCUUUAGUUCUUAAUAAUACGUUGACCUGCUUAAAGAUGAAUUACAAUUCGAUUACCACACGUGGAGCUUUAGAACUUCUUGUCGCCAUAAAAGAAAACCAUACAAGUGCCAUAGACCGUCUGGAACUUCAGGAUGUGCCCGUCGUACAAAGCUGUUUAGAAAUUGCAUCAGACAUUAAGGAAAAUAAAGACAAUUUUAGAGUUAUUCACGAUGUAACAGUAUUAUCAGAGGAUUUUAUUCUUCGAUGUGUUAGACCUAACAAAAUGUAAAAAAAAAGUGUUAUUAUUCAUCAGGAUUAUGGUUUUCAUUUGUCUGAGCGUGUUCUAACAUCAUAUAAUAGCUUUCCUAAAUGAUAUAAGCCGUAAGUGAUAAACAUAUAUUGUCAUCAGUGCCAUAGACUAACAGUCUUUCAUCUGUAAUUUUCAAGAGAAAAAAUGUCGAGCUCUCCGUUCCGUGUAAAAUGGAAUUAAAUUCGAAACAAUGACUUUUUGUAUCAAGAUUAAGACUAAAGGAUUAAUUCUACAAAACAAGACAUCAAACUAAUUGAUUAUUUCUUUUAUAAGCAACACGGUCGGAUAAGUGAACCUAUAUGAAAUUAAAGAAAAAUGUUUAUGUUCAGAGUGAUGAGCCAUUAGUUCUUUGUAAAGACUUCAGAACAUGAAAGUGGGAAUAUACUACAGUAAAACAUUGCUUGUAGAUAUGAUCAAAUUUGAU
This is a messenger RNA of Mytilus trossulus (common blue mussel), 1865 nucleotides long. Its product is annotated as leucine-rich repeat-containing protein 74B-like. Bases 125 to 1420 code for a protein of 431 amino acids. Gene Ontology annotation, molecular function: protein binding. NCBI's taxonomy places the organism in Eukaryota, Metazoa, Mollusca, Bivalvia, Mytilida, Mytilidae. The transcript has 11 exons. The record is from RefSeq and is a predicted model, not a curated record.